Messenger RNA from Oryzias melastigma (Indian medaka), 2350 nucleotides. RefSeq names its product LIM and senescent cell antigen-like-containing domain protein 1. The record is from RefSeq and is a predicted model, not a curated record. Gene Ontology annotation, biological process: cell-cell junction organization; positive regulation of substrate adhesion-dependent cell spreading; cell-cell adhesion. Bases 433 to 1440 code for a protein of 335 amino acids. Gene Ontology annotation, cellular component: focal adhesion; cytoplasm; cell-cell junction. The transcript has 10 exons. NCBI's taxonomy places the organism in Eukaryota, Metazoa, Chordata, Actinopteri, Beloniformes, Adrianichthyidae.
UAACUAAAGAACUCAUUGAGUGUAAACAAGCCGUGGUCAUUUAUAGAAAGCUAUUGACAUUCAGUAUAUUGAUUCUACAGUCUUUGAACCAAGCUGAUUAUGGGCCUGAUGAGCCAGAAAAUCAUCAAUGUUUUUUUAAAUAAACUUUAUUGAACAAUCCACAAAUUUACAACAACCAAAGAUAUCUUUUAGCAAAAAUACUAAAAUAAAAUAAAAUAAAAUAAAUAAUUAAUUUUGAUAAAUAAAUAAAUAACCAACCAAAAAGUCAUCAGUCUUUUCAGAUGUCGGAACGGUGUCGGAAGCGGUCGGAAGUCAUAACUUGUGGAGACACGCCCACAGCUUCAGGACACGAUUCUCAUCCAACUUGUGGACUCGGAAACGUCGUUCAAUCCCCGAAAGUAAAGGACUUGCUGCUGCUUUUCAGCACAGAAGAUGCUUGCGGUGGCCGGACUUCAGGGCAGCAUUUCCAAUGCCCUGGCCAGUGCCAUCUGUGAGAGAUGCAAAAGUGGUUUCGCUGCAACAGAGAAAAUUGUCAACAGUAAUGGAGAGCUGUAUCACGAACAGUGCUUUGUGUGCGCCCAGUGUUUCCAGCAGUUUCCUGAUGGUCUUUUUUAUGAGUUUGAAGGAAGAAAAUACUGUGAACACGACUUCCAGAUGCUCUUUGCUCCUUGCUGCCAUCAGUGUGGUGAAUUCAUCAUUGGCCGCGUUAUUAAGGCUAUGAACUACAGUUGGCAUCCGGAUUGUUUUUGCUGUGAUAUCUGUCAGGCUGUGCUUGCAGAUGUUGGAUUUGUCAAAAAUGCUGGCAGACAUCUGUGUCGCCCGUGCCAUAACCGCGAGAAAGCUCGUGGCUUGGGAAAAUAUAUCUGUCAGAAGUGCCAUGCCAUUAUUGAAGAGCAGCCACUCAUCUUCAAGAACGACCCGUAUCACCCAGAUCAUUUCAACUGCAACAACUGUGGGAAGGAGUUGACAGCUGAUGCCAGAGAGCUGAAGGGAGAGCUCUUCUGCUUGCCUUGCCAUGACAAGAUGGGCGUGCCAAUCUGUGGAGCCUGCAGGAGGCCCAUCGAGGGGCGUGUGGUUAACGCCAUGGGGAAGCAGUGGCACGUAGAGCAUUUUGUGUGUGCCAAAUGUGAGAAGCCUUUCCUAGGUCAUCGCCAUUACGAGAGGAAGGGCUUGGCUUACUGCGAGACUCAUUAUAACCAGCUCUUUGGUGAUGUGUGCUAUCUUUGCAACCGUGUGAUUGAAGGCGAUGUUGUGUCCGCUCUCAACAAAGCCUGGUGCGUCAGUUGUUUCUCCUGCUCCACCUGCAACACCAAACUCACUCUCAAAAACAAGUUUGUGGAGUUUGACAUGAAGCCCGUUUGUAAAAAAUGCUACGAGAAGUUUCCUCUUGAGCUCAAGAAAAGACUGAAGAAGUUGGCUGAAGUUUUGGGACGCAAGUGAGCUGCCUGUUCAAUGGGCUUAUUUUUAUUUCUGUGGUGAAAACAAUAAAAAGAAAACAAACUUGUGGGAAAAAAAACAAAUCUUUAUAAAGAUCAAAAUAAAUUUUACUUAUUAGCCUUUAUAACAAUUGAUAGUUUAAUUCUUAGAGUCCAGUGUUAAAUAGAUUUUUUUUCCUUCUGUUUAAAACACUUGUCUUUACUUUUAACUUUUUAAAUUUUUAAGAAAGUUAAUUUUUUUUCUAUAAAUUUUAUUCUAGUAUCUUUUGCUACCUUAACCUACUCCUGUAAAGUGUAACCAAAAAUCAAACUUCUGAUUAUUAAUAAACCUACCACUUCCUUUUUAAAAAUUCAUCAUCAUUUUAUAUAUUAAGUUUUAUAAUAAUUGUGGAGAAAUAAAGAACCACAUUUUAUGUCUUAGUGUUGUUGUUCACUUUUCGGCUUAUCCCAUUCGGGGUCGCCACAACAAAACAGCAUCCAGUGAUUUGGCAGAGACUUUUUAUGCUGGAUGCCCUUCCUGACCCAACCCUGUACUUGAAGGGCACAGGGACCCAGUUAGGCAGCAGCGUCAAGGGUCUUCCCUAAGCCCCCAAUCUGGAUGGAGAUCAGUAGGGAUUGAACCCCAGGCCUCCUGUGUGCCAGCCCUACUCUUAGCCCACUGAGCCAUCCAGCCGUCCUUAAGUCUUCUAAAAUGUGUUUUUUUAUACUACAAAUAUCUUAAUUGUGUUAAGCACAAUGAAGCUGCAGGUGAACCCCUUGUUUUGGGAGACAUUACAACAAAUGGUACCUCAAUGUGUGAAAGACCUUUAGAUUAUAUAAAAAAAAAAAAAAAUCAAAAUUUACGGUUUGGUACGCUUGUUUUAUAAUGUACUACAUUUCAUUGUACUGAAUUUGUAUUAAAAUAUCAAAAUCAA